ACCCCUGGAAGCCCCCCAGACCCUCAGAUGCUGUUUUCUUUCCCGAGAUAAAGGUUAAUUCACUGUUACGCCUAUCCCACGCUAUUUUCAGUGUGGGAUGUAAUGCUAAGAGGGGUUCUGUGUGUGCCCUCGUGCUGCCCGCUGCUGACACCGAAUUGUACAGGAGCUGGGAUUGCCGUGACGGGAAGGAGCCCCCGAAAUACAGCAGGAGGGUUUGCAGGCCCACGGCGUGUUAACUUGGUGUGGUUUUGGUGUUUGUGUUAGGAAAAAGUGUGAGCAAGGACGCGGGUGGGACACCUGUCAGGGGAGGAAACUCCAGGAGAGGUUAAAAGGAAAGAUAAAGAGCGAGAAGUGUGGUGGUGACAGCACGGCGCUAGGUGAAGAGAGGAGGGCCAAGGGGAUGGUGAGCAGGAGGUAAGAGGAGAGCCAAAGAAAUUAAAAACACAAAGCAGGUGCUUCCCUGCAGCACCUGGGGAAGGGCUGCGGCCAGCAGCAAGCCCAGGGACGUCCUGCCCUGCCCUGCUGCUGGUCCUGAGGGCUCUGGGACGGGCAGGAGGGGUUCUCCUUCCCUUUUGCCCAUUUUCUGGACCUUUUGUUCCACCCUUCUGUCAUUACUAAGAGUGCCUCAUUGAGAAAUGGCUCCUUUUUAAGGGGAAAUGGCACUGCCCUGCCUCACCCAAACCAGCUGAGGAGCCCUUCGCUGUGUGAUCCAGAUGCUGUAGGAAGUGCCUGGAACUUAAUCCGAUGUAAACGAGGCGGGUGGAUGUGUUGUCGGAUGAUCUCUCUUAGGAGCGUGGUAAUGGGGCUGAAUUAUGAAGGAGCUCUUCAGGACCGUGUUUAUAUCAUCACUUCUCUGGAAGGGUUUGGGGGAAGGAGUGGGUGAUCCCUCCCCUGACUGCUGCACAGGAGCUUUGGGAACAGUUUAUGUAAGACUUUAUGUAUGUCUUGUACUUUGAGACAAGUGCUCUGUGGUUCUUGGCUUUCCAAAAAUUAAAAAUGUAACCACUUAGAGACCAUGGUAAAGACCUUCCAUGUUGUUCAGGCUUACACAUUUAUUUAUUUUUAUAUCUUCCUCUGAAUUUAAGGAUUACAGGGUUGGGGUUUUGUUGUUAGGGUAAGCUGAAAUAUUUGUCUUGGGUCCUUCUGUAUAUAAACACAGGGGAAAUUGCCCCUUUUUAGUUACUGUUUGCUGGCACUGAAAAACUGAUCUAAGCUUUUCUCGUAGCACAGCACUGCUUAGGACAGGAUAAAUGCACAGCUUACAGCUCUGAAAUACUCCAGGAGCACAGUUUACUUGGCUAAAUGGAGUUCUGAAUGGUUUUAAAAGUGUUUCGCUGCAGGAACCCUCCGUUUGGUUCCUCCGCCACUUACUUUUAGGAAAAGGAUUCCUUCAGAAAGCGGUCCAUCCCCAGGGAGGGCACGGUGCUCGGAGAGGGUUGCAAUAAUACCGGAGUCCGUGGAGAGAUGCGGGCUUACGAGCGAUGGCUGGGGACAAGGGCAAAACAAUUUGGCAGUUCCACGUGAUCGCAGCACUGACGAGCACAGGUAAUUGAGCCCUGCCUCUGGCUGGAAGUUGAAUUUUAGGUAGUGUGCUGCUGCAAAAAGGUACUGACAAAACUGCAGGAGCGCAAGGAGGAAAUAGCAGAGGGAUUUGUUGCAGGGCAAGGAACAAUUUUAAAAGUGUCUUUGUGUCCAGUGUUGUUCUGGUGUUACAACAGCGAGCACUUUUCAAGUUCUACAUGAUCGCCUCGGCGUUCCUGCUGGCUGCAACUUCAGUGUUGGUGAAUUACUACGCUUCUUUGCACAUCAACUUCUACAGUGCCUACUACACAGCAGCGUUUGGGAUUCAGUUCCUCCCCCACAAGGGACCCUCGCUAUGGAUGGCGCUUUCCAUCCUCCAGCUGACCUUCGGCAUCGGAUACGUGACGCUGCUGAACGUGCAGUCCAUCUACUCCCAGCUCAUCAUCCUGGACAUACUGAUCCCUGUCAUCGGCUUGGUUGUUGAGCUACCCGUGAGCGUCCGGCAGGUGCUGGUUUUUCUUUCAGGCCUCGUGCUGACGCUGAACACCACAGCCAUUCUGGUUACAAAAAUUAAAUGGUUCUAUUACUCGGUGCGGUAUGUUUACCUGCUGGUGAGGCACAUGUACCGCAUCUAUGGAUUACAGCUGCUGAUGGAGGAUACGUGGAAGAGGAUUCGCUUCCCGGCGGUCCUGCGGGUCUUCUGGCUGACGAGACUCACAGCACAGGCCGUGGUGCUGACGUACGUUGUAAAGAUGGCCGAAACCAACGCGGAAGACAAGUUCUUGAUAUCGUGGGAUAAUUGCUGGGAGCUGAUCUGCAGCCUGAUAAUAAGUGGGUGCGAUUCUACCUUAACUGUGUUAGGCAUGAGCGCCGUCAUCUCCUCCAUAGCACAUUAUUUGGGGCUCGGCAUCUUGGCCUUCAUCGGCUCGACCGACGAGGAUGACAAAAGGCUGGGUUUCGUAGCGCCCGUUUUGUUUUUCAUUUUGGCCCUGCAGACUGGCUUGAGCGGCCUGAAACCAGAGGAGAGGCUGGUUCGCUUGAGCCGCAACAUGUGCCUUCUGCUGACCGCAGUCCUGCAUUUCAUCCACGGAAUGACGGACCCCGUACUGAUGUCUCUCAGUGCCUCCCACGUCUCGUCGUUCCGCAGACACUUCCCCGUGCUGUUCGUUUCGGCUUGCCUUUUCGUCCUGCCGGUUCUGCUCAGCUACGUCCUGUGGCACCACUAUGCCCUGAACACGUGGCUUUUCGCGGUCACGGCGUUCUGCGUCGAGCUUUGCCUAAAAGUCAUCGUUUCUAUCACUGUUUAUAUUUUGUUCAUGAUCGAUGGCUACUAUAACGUGCUGUGGGAGAAACUCGAUGAUUAUGUCUAUUAUGUUCGUUCGACUGGCAAUAUUAUCGAGUUCAUUUUUGGAGUGAUGAUGUUUGGGAACGGAGCUUACACAAUGAUCUUUGAGUCGGGAAGUAAGAUCCGCGCUUGCAUGAUGUGUCUGCAUGCGUACUUCAACAUCUACUUGCAAGCCAAGAACGGCUGGAAGACUUUUAUAAACCGCAGGACUGCUGUUAAGAAAAUCAACUCCCUUCCCGAGGUAAAAGGCAGCCGGCUACGCGAAAUAGACGACGUAUGUGCAAUCUGCUACCACGAGUUCACCACCUCUGCUCGCAUUACGCCCUGCAACCAUUACUUUCAUGCACUUUGUCUUCGGAAGUGGCUGUACAUUCAGGACACGUGCCCCAUGUGCCACCAGAAGGUGUACAUUGAGGACAAGGAGAACGCCAACGUCUCUAACAACAGUGGGUUUGUGGCACCCAACGAAGGUCCUGUAGAAGCUGCAGAAGAAGCUGCUGAUGCUGAAAAUGAAUUAAAUGAAGAUAAUGACAGUUCAGAGAGUGACGAAGAUGACGACGACGACGACGACUGUGUGGAACAGCACUUGAAUGAGACUCUUAAUGCUAACUCUAACUCUCUGGGUGAUUAAGAAGUCCUUUCCUAAGCUGUGAGGUAUUAUUUGUUUAAAUUGACUUCAACAGAUGAAAAAAGUAUCACUUUGUAGUUGUUAUACCUAAGCACAACAGCAGUAUCUUGAUGUUGAGUCUGUGAAUGGUGGUUGUUUACUGUGGUGUGUGCUACUGUAAAUAUACCUCUAACUUGCUGGUCUCUUUCAUGACCACCUUAAAUUAUGUACAUUAUUGUACAUGGAAUAAAAUGUUUUCAUGUUUUUAAGAUGGUUGGAAAAACACUCUUUAAUUGCUGUAGUGAGAAUGCUGUGCCAAAGACUGUAUAGCAGUAAUCCCUGAUCAAUGAGUUCUGGAUGUAAAGGAAAACUAUUGGUGAAAGCAGACUGUUCAACAGCUCCAAUCAGAAACGAAAAGCCUGAACCAAAGUAGCUUUACUUACAAAUUCAGUAUUAGCAGAGCUUUAUUGCUUAAAAACUAGUGAGUUGUAUUAAUAAAAAUAAAAAAAAAAUAGGCUGGUAGGCUUAAUGCUACAGCAUUUGUGUAUGCGGAACAAAAAAAUGAACCUGUUAAGCUUUGGGGUAAAGUAGUAAAGCAUGCACUUGAUUUGUUAAGCACUUCUGAAUUACCAGUAGUAACUUGAAGUAUUCUACAUGUGAACUCAGCAGCCUGGUAUUCAUUUUGCAACGCAUACACGUAUUAAAAAGAGCUGCUAGCUUAGACUAUCUUAAAAAUUGAUCCUCAAUCUUGAUGCAAAGGAAAUAGGGCUGAGAAACUGUACCACUGCAGACCACCUUUUUCAAAAUCAGCUUUAAUCUUGUACAAAAAAAAGCACUACAUACUGGCUUCCAUUGAUAAGAACUUGCAGAUAUGAUCAGUCUUAAGUUAUGCUGAGUGAGCUUAAGAAGAACAACUUUACAUAUUUGGAAAGAAGACUUUAAUAGUGUUGUUAUAUAGCGUAUUGGCCAACUCGAGCGGGUCUUCUUCUCUUACCGCUGCCAUUAUUUCCAGGAUUUGACUAAAAAAGAAAGAUGGGUAUUAGAGAUGCUGAAACUCAGCACUGAACAUAUGUCAGACUGUCACAUCUGUAUGUACAUCAGGAACUAAGAUUCACCUGGAAUAAAAACCUCCUUUGAGAGCACCAGGGUAAGAUGCUCAAACCUGCAAACAGCUUCACUUCUAAGUCACUGACGUCCAUUCCCUGAACACGGGUUGCUCCCUGGUACAGAUUCAUCUUUGGUCUUUUGACUCUUGUUCAGAGGUUAUUAAACAGCCUUCUGUUUCAAAGAAA
Anas platyrhynchos (mallard) is the source of this 4765-nucleotide messenger RNA. It is a transcript of the gene RNF139, whose product is annotated as ring finger protein 139. Gene Ontology annotation, molecular function: zinc ion binding; ubiquitin protein ligase activity. NCBI's taxonomy places the organism in Eukaryota, Metazoa, Chordata, Aves, Anseriformes, Anatidae. Gene Ontology annotation, cellular component: Derlin-1 retrotranslocation complex; endomembrane system. Gene Ontology annotation, biological process: ERAD pathway; proteasome-mediated ubiquitin-dependent protein catabolic process. The record is from RefSeq and is a predicted model, not a curated record.